CCGGAGGGAUGUUCCCUGCUCAGGAGGAGGCCGACAGGACUGUGUUUGUGGGGAAUUUAGAGGCCCGAGUGCGGGAAGAGAUUCUUUACGAGCUGUUCCUUCAGGCUGGGCCGCUAACCAAAGUGACUAUAUGCAAAGACAGAGAAGGAAAGCCAAAGUCUUUUGGAUUUGUCUGCUUUAAACACCCAGAAUCGGUGUCAUAUGCCAUAGCUUUGCUGAAUGGAAUUCGUUUAUAUGGAAGACCAAUUAAUGUGCAAUAUCGAUUCGGGAGUUCUCGCUCUUCUGAACCAGCUAACCAAAGUUUUGAGAACUGUGUUAAGACAAAUUCACACAGCUACAGGAAUGAAGAAACAGUGAGCAGAACUUCCUUUCCCAUGCAGUUUUUUCCAAUUAAUAAUACCGCUUUACCUCCAGAAUACUUUUUCUUUCAGAAGAUGCAGUGGCAUGCAUAUAAUCCAAUGCUGCAGCUUCCUUACUAUGAGAUGACAGCACCACUUCCUAGCAGUGCCUCCCUGUCUUCCUCACUCAAUCAUGUUCCAGAUCCAGAGGCUGGAUCCAGCUCUUACGAAUGGACUCACCAACAACCAAGUAACUCUGACCUUUAUCAGAUGAAUAAACGAAAGAGGCAAAAGCAAACCACUGAUAGUGAUAGUAGCACAGAAAACAAUAGAGUAAACGAAUAUAGCCCAAAGUUCCGAAAGUGUAAGAAGAAGAAAAGAUAUUAGCAUUAUCUUCAGGUGAAAUAUAUCUACACUGAUCUCAAUAAUCUUAAAAGAAAAAGAGAAAAAAACCUUUCUCUGUUCUAACCUUUCUCUGUUCUACUAAACGACCAAUUUGAUGGCUGUCUUGUCUUUUUGAAAUAUAGAACAGUAUAACUUAGGUGAUUUGCUAUUCAAUUUUUGCCUUGAAGGACAAAAGCUUUUUUAGAAUAUGACGUACUACUUUUUGUAUUUGUCAUGGUAUUUUUGACCCAUUUCAACAAGAAAUAUACUUUGUGUCAUUUUACUGUAGCACUAAUGAUGAAAUUUCACUAAACUAUUAAUCAAAAGUCACUUAUUGGACACUCACAGAUUAGGCACCAUGCUCUCCCUUAAUUGUCACCUAUAACCCUCAACUAUAAAUAGGCUGAGAUUAGAAGUGGAGUGGUGGAUUUUUCUCUGAAAGAAACUAGUGCAAAUAUUUAAGAGUUGCAUGUUUCUAAUGAAGAUGGAAUAAACAGGCUUAGUUUUCCUUGUUAAUAACAUUUUACUUUUUAUGUUUAAGUAUGUCAUUUCUGAGCUUUACUUUCCUACAGGUUUAUUUCAUAAAAUGAGGACAUAUGACAAGGAUACCAAAGGAAAGAUGUUAUAGUGGAACUAGGUUUGGAUCAUUCCCUUUUGAUGUGAUUGUAUAUAAAUACGGAUACCUGCCUCUCUACUUUUCACUUAUUAAUCGUAUAUCAUGAAAAUUAGUUGGCUAAGUAAGUAUUUUUUAUUCACCUCUUGCUGGCAAGGCCUGAGAAAAUAUAUUUAACAUAUUUAAAUCUUGAUAAUAAACAAGUAAAUAGAAUGAUAUUUUAUUAAUGUAUGAUAUUUAAUAUUUGUCAUCCAAAUCAAGUUUCCUAUUUUUAGUUCAUUUAUAUUAGAAGAUAAAUAUACUAUAUGUAAAAUUAAUGGUUUAUUUGGACAUUUUUAUUUAUUUUACAACUUUACAUAAACUAGGAUGAUGAAAAUCAUAUAUUUGCUAAAUCUAGUUGAAAGAAUUAUACAACUAUUGGGAGUUAACCACCCAAUUCAGUAGGAAAGGCCAUGCUUGGAUGUUUCUUUUGUAUGUUGCAUAGCACUUUAUAGAUAUUUAUUAUUUAAAAGAAUGAAUACAUGUUUUAACAAAAGGAAUAAUUGGAUUUAACUCUUGUUAUAAAUAUACAAUGUAGUGAGGUUUAAAACAUAAAUAUUAGUCUAUUUCCAUUUCAGCAAUAUGAAAAAUUAAGUUCUGCUCUGUAUAGCUUUAUCUAUAUUUUCAUAUUCUUCAUAUUCUUAAUAUUCAAAGUGGAAAAUUUAGAUUAUUUUUUAAAAAUCCACAUUUUUGCAAUUUAAAAUAAUGCCAAAGGGGAAAAUAUGUUCCCAUUUAAUUAGAAAAUAAUAUCUUUAAACACAUUUACUUUACCUCAGCCUUUUUUCAAUUCUUCUACAGUUUACCUUAGCCCUAAGUUAUUUUAUUGUGAUUGAUAUUAUAGGAAAUUUGUAUACAAGAAAUGUUUCUUAGCAAUUAAGAAUAGCAUAUAUGUUAGAAAAUUAUCUUGAAAUACCAUUACAUGAACUAAAAUGUUAGAAUUGCAAAAAUUCUUAUAACUCCUUCCAUCAUGGAUAGGAACUACCUCAGUAUCAACUUUAACAAUUCAACCAACUUGAACCAACCAGAAUGCUAAGAAAUUCACCUAUUUACCAGAGUGUCUUUCAUUAUUAAAAAAUAUAAAACUUCCUUUAAAUUGUUAAUAUCUACUACAAUCGUAUAUAAUUUUAAGUUGUGAAUUUUCCCAGUGCUAUAUAGUUGAGUUAAGGGUCAUUCAAACUAUUUGCCUUAGAGAGUUUUAUUUUCCAGUUUUAAUUCCCCACUCUCAAAAUCUAUUUAUUUUUAAGUACAUAUGUGUACAAAUGCUAGAGGAAGCUUGGAAUUUGAAAACAAAAUCAGACAUUUUGUAUAUUCUUAUAUUCCCUAACUUUUUAAAAAUGAGUUUCUGUAAUGGAUAAGGCAGUGGUAAAACAAGAGAAAAAUUACUUAUAAAUAAAGUUGGUGAAAAAGAUAUGAGUGCCAAACAUACAUUUGAAAUCUGCUGAAAUGACUCAUCCUGAACUAUGGUUUCAAAUGUGUAGACGUUUAGACAAAGGCAUCACCUUUUAAAUGUAAGCAUUAAAUGCAGUUAUUGUAAGAUAUACAAUGACUAAUUUAUUGUUACAUGAUUAUUAUAAAAUUCUGAUGUAAUAAUUUUAUGGUUACCAACUUAAAGUUCAAUGAAAGAAAGAGUUGAGAAUUAUUAUACUUCCUUUAGUACUGUCCAGGUGCAAAAACAUUGUACACUGACUGUAAUCAACCUCUACUUUGUAUGGCUAAAUACUAAUAAACUGAUGGGUGGUUAGAAAAUGA
Galeopterus variegatus (Sunda flying lemur) is the source of this 3123-nucleotide messenger RNA. RefSeq names its product RNA binding motif protein 11 (gene RBM11). Lineage: Eukaryota; Metazoa; Chordata; Mammalia; Dermoptera; Cynocephalidae. Gene Ontology annotation, cellular component: nucleus. The record is from RefSeq and is a predicted model, not a curated record. Bases 9 to 725 code for a protein of 238 amino acids. Gene Ontology annotation, molecular function: single-stranded RNA binding. The transcript is spliced from 5 exons. Gene Ontology annotation, biological process: regulation of alternative mRNA splicing, via spliceosome.